Molecule: messenger RNA, 541 nt
Organism: Globicephala melas (long-finned pilot whale)
Lineage: Eukaryota; Metazoa; Chordata; Mammalia; Artiodactyla; Delphinidae
Product: peptidyl-prolyl cis-trans isomerase A-like
Biological process (GO): protein peptidyl-prolyl isomerization; protein folding
Cellular component (GO): intracellular membrane-bounded organelle
Molecular function (GO): peptidyl-prolyl cis-trans isomerase activity
Source: RefSeq, a predicted model, not a curated record
AUGGUCAACCCUACCGUGUUCUUUGACAUCGCCGUCAACGGCGAGCCCUUGGGCCGCGUCUCCUUCGAGCUGUUUGCAGACAAAGUUCCAAAGACAGUAGAAAACUUUCGUGCUCUGAGCACUGGGGAGAAAGGCUUUGGUUAUAAAGGUUCCUGCUUUCACAGAAUAAUUCCGGCAUUUAUGUGCCAGGGUGGUGACUUCACAUGCCAUAAUGGCACUGGUGGCAAGUCCAUCUACGGGGAGAAAUUUGAUGACGAGAAUUUCCUCCUGAAGCAUACGGGUCCUGGCAUCUUGUCCAUGGCAAAUGCUGGCCCCAACACAAAUGGUUCCCAGUUUUUCAUCUGCACUGCCAAGACUGAGUGGUUGGAUGGCAAGCAUGUGGUCUCUGGCAAGGUGAAAGAGGGCACGAAUACUGUGGAAGCCAUGGAGCGCUUGGCGUCCAGGAAUGGCAAGACCAGCAAGAAGAUCACCAUUGCUGACUGUGGACAAAUCUAAUAAUAAGUUUGACUUGUGUUUUAUCUUAAAAAAAAAAAAAAAAGAA